AAAGUGAACAGAAAGAUAAGAUGACUCAAGUAAAAGUCUGUUUCUAAAAUUUACUGCAGCAGAUUUAUGACCAAAGUUUAAAGUUUUGAGCUAGUUUUGAAUUUGGGGGUAUUUAUAUUUAAUCUCUCGCCUUUCACAUUUCCCAAAAAAAACCCACAAACCUCUUUUGAAGUGUUUUUAAUGUAAUUUGGCUGUAAUGAAACUCUUUAUUGAUCUCAAAUCUUGAGCAAAUAGAACCAAAACUAUCUGCGUGGAUAUAAAUGGUUCCUGGGUGAACUGAGCCUUUAAAAAGAGUUGGUAAGGUUCAAACACAACAGCUUAAUUUUAUUUCAUUCUUUGGGAUUUUCUGCCAUAAAUUGAGUGAGCAGAGUUAAUCAAACUAUCUAAUCCCCUUCAGACCUUCAGAUAUGCUCUGCAUCCAACUAUGACUCAGUGUGGUUGAAAACAGUCUCUUCUGUCUCUAUACAUCAUCGUGUUUAUGUGCCCAUAGCUUUACUCUCAUGCUGACCUCCUGACAUCCUGACCUCCUGCCACCGAUAUUACGCAGAGCUGCGAUGACGCCAGCUUCUGCAGAUGAGACAUGAGCAAACACACAAAAACGUAUAUUUCCCUGUCUCACAGCAUCCCAUCGUACACGUCCGUGUCAGGCUGCUGGAUGGUUCAGUUUAUUAGAGACAGCCCGCCUCCCCCUCAGCUGUGCGCAACGACCUCUGUGAUCAACUACAUCUGGAUUACUGGAAAGCAGAGGGGAUGAGACUACCAGAGAAAAUACCCCCGCCGACUCUUUAUCUUCUUUUGCAAGUUGUUAAAAGGGAAAUGCAUCCUCAGAUCUACAACAGACCAAAGGAAAUAUCGCUAACAAACACCAGCCUGUGGGCAUAUUUGGCGAUGGAAAACCCAAACUUUACGCACGGAUCUGUUACCAACGGGACGCUGGUCCAGCGUUCACAAUCGACCGGGGUCGAGAAUAAAAUCGCUUUACCCAUCCUUAUGUUCGCUGGAGGCGCCUUUGGGAAUUUAAUUGCGAUAAUCGUCCUUUCAGUAUCAAGACAGGAGAGAAAAUCUUCCGCUUUCUACACGCUGGUUUGCGGUCUGGCGGUGACGGACCUGCUGGGCACCUGCCUGGCCAGCCCGUUCACCAUAGCCAACUACAUGGACCAGAAAGUGCUCCAACACCAUAAUGUCUGCGAGUUUCACUCAUUUUUGUUGCUGUUUUUCGGUUUAACGGGGCUGAGCAUCAUAUGCGCCAUGGCAGCAGAGCGGUACCUGGCUAUAUGCUGGCCGUACAUCUACCAGCGGUGGGAGGUGGACCGACGCUUCGCGCAGAAGUUCCUGUUAUUCAUUUACAUCAGCCACAUUUUCUUCUGCUGCCUCCCGAUGAUGGGCAUGGCGAGGAGCGAGCUGCAAACGUCCUCUACUUGGUGCUUCAUCGACUGGAAGACAGUGUACUCCGUCCUGUACGGCGUCGUCAGCCUGCUGCUCAUCCUGGGCACCAUCGUGCUCAACCUGUUGGUGUGCGGAGCGCUGCUGCUGAUGCGGCAGAGGACCGUGCAGCGGCCCGUCACCAGAGCCAGCGUCCGGGAGAGGUGGAGGGCUCUGUCCUCGGCCGCUGAGACGCAGAUGAUCGCGGUGUUGGUGAUGACCUCCGCGGUGGUUCUGGCCUGCUCAGCUCCGCUGGUGGUCCGAGUGUUUGCCAACCGCUUCAUGCUGAAAAAUAAUAAUAACGACACAGCCGACCUGGCUGCCAUCCGGAUAGCCUCCGUCAACCCCAUCCUCGACCCCUGGAUCUACAUCCUCCUCAGGAGGUCUCUGUUUCGUCGGUUACUCAGUUUAUCCAGGCGAGGCAGCAGCUCUCGCAGUAGUUCUACACAUUCAACACCACAAAGGAAUCUGUUUUAUACCGGAGUCAUGAUGGACAACCAUGUGUUCACACAGCUGAUGUGCAACGCCAACGUCAUCAGUCAGCUGCCCGCCACCGUCACAUUCACUCCGUACGACACAGAGAACCUCCGGCAGACUUAAAGCAGACUGAAGACAUGUUGGACAUUCAUGAAUGUUGGCUGCGUCCUCCCGCUGCAGGCAGCUCGGUGCAGAGCCACAGACGUUGUAGUCAGAGGGAUGAAAGGACUCACAGCUGGAUCGCCAGAGCUCCUGCAGGAUUAUUUAUCAAACAGAGGUGGAGGACUGGUUGCUAUCUACAGUGUGUAGACGUCUCCUGCAGGCACUCAGAUGUUAUUACCAAAGUGCAACAAUAAGACUGAGUCUAAAUAUUGUGCCUGUCACUGUCAUCCAGCGUCUCCUCGUUACCAUCACAUCUCUUUUAAAGUUGCACUUUUUCCUCAUCAUGUCUCUACAGGAUGAGUUCACGGCUACUGUCAGACAGAUAUUAUAGCUCCUUUCAUCUGGAGGCUCUGUUCAAUAGGCCGCUGACUCUUAGAAGAUCCGGGGUUAAAGGUCACGGUAACAGAGCAAGAGUCUGUUUUUACUAGAAACUGGGUAAUCCAUCGCAACUCAUUUUAUAAAAGAUGUUGGAGGUUGGACUCCUUCCUCAGUUACAGGCACAUAAAUGGUAAAUGGACACUGUACUUGUAAAGCGCCUUUCUAGUCUUCUGACCACUCAGAGCGGUUUUACUCUACAUGCCACAUUUCACACACAUUCACUCAGUGGUGGCAAAGCCCAUCAAAAAGAAACUAACUCAUUCAUACACAUUCACACAGCGAUGCACAGCAGUAUCUUCGCUCAAGGAUGCUCCAACAUGGGGCAGGAGGAGCUGGGGAAUCGAAUCUACAACUUUCCGAUUGGUGGACGACCCGCUCUUCCUCUGGGCCACAGCCCCCCCCCGUCUGUGGGAAGUUUUCAUUAGAAGUUACUCUUUCAUCAGGACAGACUUUCGAAACACUGACAUGAACACUGAUGAAGCACUGACUAAAUGCUACUGAUGUAUGUUUAACAUUAAAGAUCCUAACGUGAACCUUUUGUCUCUAAUGUUUCACUGUUUUAGUCUUUAGUCUCGAGUGGUAGAAAGUUACUAAGUACAUUUACCUAAGUACCACUUUGAGGCACUUUAUACUACAUUACUAGAUUUAAAAGGGAUUUAU
Messenger RNA from Dicentrarchus labrax (European seabass), 3099 nucleotides. RefSeq names its product prostaglandin E2 receptor EP4 subtype-like. The record is from RefSeq and is a predicted model, not a curated record. Bases 751 to 2022 code for a protein of 423 amino acids. Lineage: Eukaryota; Metazoa; Chordata; Actinopteri; Moronidae. Gene Ontology annotation, molecular function: prostaglandin E receptor activity. The transcript has 2 exons. Gene Ontology annotation, cellular component: plasma membrane. Gene Ontology annotation, biological process: inflammatory response; cellular response to prostaglandin E stimulus; positive regulation of cytosolic calcium ion concentration.